GCUCCAGACAAAAAACGCGUCAGGUCUCAGUCAGAGUGACUGCGAGGCGCGGAGACGCAAAGGACCCGUACGUCGCCACCGGGAUAACCGUGGACCAACAUUUGUGUGAUUUGUCUAAGAAGGCCACUGCACGGAAUUUAUACGACCAGACACCGCUCACUUCACCAUGCAGAGACCGAGCGGUCCGGGGACGGCGUUUUCCAUUGAUUCUUUGAUUGGCACUCCACAUACGCGGCCGGGGCACCUGCUCUACACGGGCUACCCAAUGUUUAUGCCAUACCGGCCGCUUAUGAUUCCGCAAGCCCUGUCUCAUUCGUCGCUACCAUCGGGUAUCCCUCCUCUGGCACCCUUGGCAUCCUUCGCGGGGCGUUUGACCAACACUUUUUGCGCAGGGUUGGGACAGGGGAUGCCCUCCAUGGUGGCGCUCACCACCACGCUACCAAGUUUCUCGGACCCUCCAGAUAGUUUCUAUCCCCCGCAGGAGAUGCCCGGGCCCCGGCUAAGCGCGGACGGGACGGGGAUCAACAGACAGGAGAGCCCACAUGAGGACCUCAAAGGCGCGGAUCUCCUGAACUUCUCGGAAACUUUUCAGGCGGUUGCAGGCGAAACCAAAUUGUACAGUUCAGAUGAUGAGAAACUGGACCUGAAGUCCACAGAGGCUGCGUGCAGCGACAGAGAGGACAGCUCGGCCGACAGCGAGAACGAAAGUUACUCCGACGGGAACACCUGCGGAUCAGCAGUCCAGAAAGGCAAACUCAAGCCCGGCUCGGACCCGUUGCCCCCGGGCGCAUCGGCGGGUAAGAGCCGGAGGAGACGGACUGCUUUCACCAGCGAACAGCUACUGGAACUAGAGAAGGAGUUUCACUGUAAGAAAUAUCUGUCUCUCACCGAGCGCUCUCAGAUCGCGCACGCACUCAAACUGAGCGAGGUCCAGGUCAAAAUCUGGUUCCAGAACCGCAGGGCCAAAUGGAAACGGAUCAAAGCCGGCAACGUCAACAACAGAUCCGGCGAGCCCGUUAGGAACCCCAAAAUCGUGGUGCCCAUUCCCGUGCACGUCAACAGGUUUGCGGUUCGAAGUCAACACCAACAGAUCGAACAGGGCACCAGGCCAUGAACUUCUCCAUUAAAAUGACAUUAUCCUUUAAAAGAACAUUUACACGAUCCACAUUCCUACAGGUGAAACGGGACAAAUGCAUGAAGAAGGCAAUUCCCAAUAUAGAAGGACUUCUAGGUAACACUUCAUGCGCUUUCGUUCAUUACAGAGCCAUUGGAAACACCAGGAUUAUACAAUGCGUAACAGAUACUCGGUCUAUGCGCACUCAAUUCUGAAUAUAUAUAUGAAUAUAUAUUUUAUGACAUUUUAAAGCACAUUGACCACAAGUGAUCUGUUAAGCAUUUUAAAGCAUAAUAAUUGCGUUUGUGAAUGACACUGACAGUGAAAGUUAUAAAGUGUUACCGAGUUUAUCGUAAACCUUUAUUAUUUUCCAAGGUUUAUUUUCUCCUCUCUCCUAAUUUUUUUAUUAUCUUUAAUUUAUUGCAUUGUACAUUUGUAAAUAUGAAAUGUGUCCACGCGACACACAUGUGCACUAUGAAACAGACUGUAAAGAGACAUUUUUAAAAAAUAAGUAUUUAUGAGUUCCUGUCUAGUGAGAUUUUUGCAUGUGUGGCCAUUUGUUGUCUUAUUUCCUCUUUGUUUCAACCGUUUUGCAUGUGCUCUUAAAAGCAUUUUUGGCCCUUAGAGGCUUCAUUUCCCCAAUUAUCUGUGAAAAAGGUGAUGGAAAUAAUAAAUAAGCUACAGAACACACUGGCAGAGUGAUAUAUUACCAUCGGCGAGAAAAUAAAUAAUCACAGAAAUGGUGCUUUAUUGUCAAUGCUAGCUUAACAAUAACAAAACAACUUGAAGCAGUAAUUCAGUAACAUGGAAAAAGUUAUAUUUAAUGCAUGUUUGAAUAAGCUGUAUAGUUCUUUUCAGCUUUGUAAAAU
Messenger RNA from Triplophysa dalaica, 1983 nucleotides. It is a transcript of the gene gbx1, whose product is annotated as gastrulation brain homeobox 1. Gene Ontology annotation, biological process: regulation of transcription by RNA polymerase II; regulation of nervous system development. Bases 167 to 1114 code for a protein of 315 amino acids. The transcript has 2 exons. Gene Ontology annotation, cellular component: nucleus. The record is from RefSeq and is a predicted model, not a curated record. NCBI's taxonomy places the organism in Eukaryota, Metazoa, Chordata, Actinopteri, Cypriniformes, Nemacheilidae. Gene Ontology annotation, molecular function: DNA-binding transcription factor activity, RNA polymerase II-specific; RNA polymerase II transcription regulatory region sequence-specific DNA binding.